Arabidopsis arenosa is the source of this 2987-nucleotide messenger RNA. The record is from the annotation of a GenBank genome assembly. NCBI's taxonomy places the organism in Eukaryota, Viridiplantae, Streptophyta, Magnoliopsida, Brassicales, Brassicaceae.
CACUAUGCAUUUGCCGCUUUAGGAAGUUGAGAAGAAGAGACUAGAAAGAGAGAAAAAUUUUGCAUUUCCAAAAAUGGACGUUUCGCCGGCGAUAUGCGACCAAAAUGUUCCCGCGGAAGACGACGAAGAUGAAGAUUUGUGCCGGAUUUGUCGAUCAGCGGAGGAACCAGGAAACCCAUUGAGAUAUCCGUGCUUGUGUCGUGGGUCGAUCAAGUAUGUUCAUCAAGAUUGUCUUCGUCUUUGGCUGAAUCGUCGCGGAUACAAGAAAUGCGAGCUUCCAUGUAACGAAUUUCUGAUUGGAGUAUUAUCGAGAGUAGCACGUUACAUGAAAUUGAUUGUUCCUUGGAUUCUGCUGAUUCUCUUCAACACAUACUGCAAUUCCUUAUAUCCUUUGGGCCGAGAAUUUGCUGCUGAGUUCCAGAGUUUGUUUUGGAUGUCUCCCAAGUUCGCUUCUUUGUGUGCUGGCCUGUUAUACAGCCUUAUCAUCUCGUGUGUCAUGGGCACUCUCACUACUAUAAGGAUGGAGGUAGGAGAUCUCAAUGCUGAGAAUUUUAUCGGGAAUGGCCUACUACAUGGAGUUAUUGGUGGAGUUGUGAAGUUCUUAUGGAAAUAUAUGCAGAUCCUUUGUGAUUGGUAUUUUCAUAAACUUGUCUAUUUCUUGGGGCCACCUCGUCGACUAAUACAUGUUCCUCCAAACGCGCCACUUCAUGAAUUUGGGGUUAUCCGGAGGCUGCUUUUCUUUCUGGAUGACAAUGCUUUUGCUGGCCUUGCCAUCAGCGUAUAUGUGCCUUUCCUCUUUGUUCUUCUGCCAUUUUCAGUUGGAUGGAUUGUUUUAGCAACUGUUGGAGGCACCUAUCUAUCUGGAAACUCGCCUGUUAUUCUUGGAUACACGAUGAUUCUGUCAUUUUCAUUUGCUUACCUUGGAAUCCUCUUCACUCUUGGUCAUAUCUCAUUUCCAGCCAUAGUCCGGUGGUUUUCGUUUGGAGUUCACUUCCUAACAGUGAAAUUGCCGUCUCUCUUGUGGGUUUUCUCAGUAGAAGCCUGCAAAAACAUAUCUGUCAUUGAGGAUGCCUUCGUCUCGUGCUUUAAAAUUGAUGUUCUGCCCCGGAUAACUGGAUGUUGGCUCGAAUUCUGCACCUCCCGGUGGAUCGGAUUUCACUUCAUAACAGUGAAAUUGCCGUGUCUCUUGUGGGGUUUCUCAGUAAAAGCCUGCAAAAAACUAUCGUUCAUUAAGCAUGCCUUUGUCUUGUGCCUUAAAAUUGGUGUUCUGCCUUGGAUAAUUGGAUGGUGGCUCGUAAUCUGCACCUCCCCUUUGUUUGGAACCACAAAUUCCCAGAGAUUUGAGAUUCUUUCACACUUCCCAGGCAUGAUGAUCUUACGUUGGUGUUUAGGAUUCUGUUGCUUGAUAAUUGCCGACUCUUAUAGGGAACUUAUCCAGGAGAUCAUUCAUAAACGAGCCUUUUGGUAUCUCCUAGAUGUCACAGAUCCAGACUACAAGAUCACCAAACUGAAUCUUGGUUACAGUCUCUUUGUGAUUGCUUUUCAUGGGGUAUUGUUGGUGAUUUUGACUCACUUACCAAUUAAAGCAAUUACAAGCAUCAGCCCAUCCUUUUUUCCUCUUGAUUUAUGGGUUAACCACGAAAAGCCUUUUACUGGUGCAUACUCGAUUUAUUUCAACCUACUGAGAUAUGGCCCGCAAUGGUUACUCAAACAUACUAUACCAGCUAUGAGACUCAUAGUUCACAACUGGAUUAUCACUGUUAGUGCUUGGCUUCAGCUGAGUGAUUUCAUGCUGGUAGUUCCGCGUGGAGAAGACUUUCACCGCACUGAUCAGAAUGUGAGACCAAUGAUGCAACCAAGAAGGCCAUAUGAUGAUAAUCCAAUGUUUCUAUUGUAUUCCAUAGCUGAAGGCUCAGUGGUCAUUAUGGAUGAAUAUCAGAAUGCUGAAGACGAUAAUCAAGACCAAAGAGAUUACAGGUUUCUGCCAAAGAUUGCCUUGAUGUUGGUGUUAGCUGCUUUGAGUUUGUUCCUCAUGAGUACAGCCUUCAUGGCUUUGCCAAUUUUGGCGGGAAGAGUAUUCUCUGACUCUCUCUCUUUCAUCAUGCUAAGAUUUGGAAUCAAACAUGACGAUCUUUUUGCUUUCUGGAUUGGAUGUAAUAUCCUGCGAGCAAUCUAUGACAGCACUUGCUUUGCAUUUGAUCAUAUCUGGAGGGGAAGAACCGAUUUACUUCUCAAAUAUAUCUGGAUACGUAUACGAAUUGGCUUGUUUUUCUCUAUCUGGAUCUCUGUCAUCCCCGGAUUGCUUGGUCUACUCAUCGACCUUAUGAUCAUCAUACCAUCACGAGUGCCACUAAAUGAAUCACCGGUUUAUUUCUUGAUCCAAGAUUGGUUAAUUGGAGUAGUGGUGCUUCACAUAUGGACCUUUCUGACAAUGCUCACACCUAUCAGCUGUUUUGCGACCAAGGCAUGGCGAGGGAAGUUUGAGAGAAUAAGAAACGUGGGAAUCGAUAGACUUCCUUCAAUGUGGCUGAUUCGAGAUGUGAUUGGUUCCAUCAUAAACACACUUGUAACCACACUCUCCAUCCCUUACCUGCUUGCGAAGGGUCUAUUCCCGUUGCUUGGAUUCUCCCAAAGCAUCAAUUUAGCUGUUGAACGGUGUAUUUGGCCGGCGUUAUUAGCUUUGAUCACAGUCUGGUUUAUGGCCAAGCUAACACGUGAUCUCAUUAUCUACCUUCACCAGUUGGUCUUCAAUGAAAGGUAUCUGGUGGGUGAAAGAGUGGACAAUUUGACUGAAGAUCCAGAGCAGGGGAUAAUCAUCUAUGGAACAUGACCAACAAGGACUUUUUUGUUCAUAGUCAAGUCAAUAUGUUAAUAUCUUUAGCAAUGUUUAGGUUUCUGAAUUUGACAGUAAUUUGAGGUAACCAAAUUGAGAGUAGACAUGUAUAGUGUGCCUUACACUCUUAUUUUUGACCGAAAUAUUGGAAUCA